GUGCUUGAACUACUCUGCGGUUGAUUGAUAUUUUAAAUUAUCAGAUUUAUUAUUCGUUAAAUAGUGAGUGAGUUUCAGCUUUGAUUUUUGAACAUUUAUCGGCGCGUCAGUUAGCAAACAGAUUAAUUAAACAUUCUGUUUUAACGAGGAUAUUGAUUUUGAAUACAAUUUUCUAUGUUGGAAGUUAGAGUAUAAUGUCAGAUUACAACGAAAAAUCUGAUGAAUGGGAAGACGGAAAAUUUGUUUUCCAAUUCGUUCAAAAUUUGGCACCGGGUACAUACGUACCUCGUAACAAAUUCUAUCAUCAGAUUCCAGUGACAGCAAGAAACAGAAGAGUUUUGUCUAAGGAUGGGGAAUCUAAUUUCUCAAAGCCAUUGUUACAUUGCCGGAAGGGAUUUUCCUACUCUUUCAUGACUAUAGUCGAAGCCAAAUGGAGAUGGACCUUAUUCUACUUAUUUCUGGCCUUCUGCGCAGAUUGGUUAUUUUUUGGUAUAAUUUACUGGUUCAUCGCACUUGUCCAUGGAGACUUAUCUGAGGAUCAUCUGCCUCAAUACCAAAACGCAACCGGUUGGGUGCCUUGUAUCAAAAAUGUCUACGGGUUUACGUCUACAUUUCUCUUUAGUAUUGAGGUUCACACAACCGUUGCGUACAGUCAAAGGGCGAUUACCCCCAACUGCCCAGUAACCAUACUAGCUAUGUGUCUUCAAUGUAUAGUCAGUUCUAUCUUUCAAGCUUUCAUGAUCGGGAUAUUGUUUGCAAAAAUAACACGACCCAACGCUAGGGUUGAUACUAUAUUAUUCAGCAAACGGGCCGUUAUUUCUCUUAGAGACGAGAAAUUGUGUUUAAUUUUAAGGGUUGGCAAUGUGCGGAAAUUUAAGAUACAAAAUGUUAAAGCUACAGUUAUUCUAUUGAAGUUUAUUAAUAAGAACAAUAACAUGUAUUUUGUAGAGCAAAAGGAAUUAGGUGUUACAAUGGAUGGAUAUGAAUCGACAUUUUCUUUGUGGCCAAUAUCUGUUGUUCAUAUUAUCGAUGAAAAAAGUCCACUUUACGACAUAUCAGCUGCGGAUUUACUAUGUGGACAUUUCGAAAUUUUGGCUAUAUUCGAAGGUAUUAAUGGAAUCACCGGUCAAGCAGUCCAAGCAAGAACUAGCUACACAGAAAACGAUUUGCUUUGGGGUCAUCGUUUCGUUCCCAUGAUAAACGAUAUAAACAAGAUAGCAUAUGAUUUAUCUAAACUCAGCGCAACGCAUGAAGUAGAUACCCCACUGUGCUCGGCUAAUGAAUAUGAUGUUUUAAUGACGUUAGUUGACUUUGAAGACAAAAUAUCUGAUAAGAAAUAGUCGAAAUUAAUUCUCUUGAUGAAAUAUAUCUGUUUAUAUCCGUGUACAAAUAUUUGAACGUUUUGGAAGCAUCAAAGAGGAUUUCAUUAAAUAGUUUUCAGUAUACAAACAAUACUGUCGGUAGUUCUCUAAUUUCGUACUCUGUUUUAUUGUUUUCUUUGUUUCGUAAAGCCAUUUUAUGUUUUAUAUUAGUUUAUACUCGAUUAAUUUGAUUUUUUUUUUAACAUUUCAAACAUAAUAACGUUAGCAUGAGAGACGAUAAUUGAUGAGCCAUAGAUGAAGCAUGAUGAUGUAUGUGCCUUUGAGACAUGAAGUCAAAUUUUUUUUCCUACGUAUCCUAGUAAUCUCGAGGGGUUAUCUUAGAUUCAGCCAGCGAGUAGGUGAGCUCACGGGGCUUUCAUCUGAGGACGUUGCUAACAAUAGUCCUAACAAGAGCAGUGCUUCGCGGAAUCUACCACCGGAUCGGAAAAGCGACUGACCGUGAAGAUACGAUGAGAAAUCCAGCAGGCUGUGUCUGUGGUUUAAUUUGCUCGCCGAACCGUUCGUCGCUAGCCACGGGUUCGACAAGAAGGGUGUCCGGUGCUUGAGGUACCUAAAAGCAUCGUGAGUGGAUCGGGAGAAUUCGAAAUGACAUGUUUAGGGCGACGUCGACUAUUUACCAUUCGUUCCACAGGAUCGGGUAUGUAGUUACCGGCGGCCACGAUGAGAAAGUUUUCGUAUCAUGUGGCUUUCUCGAAAUGGCGCACUGAUGCCGACUGUAAAUACUUACUGAUGGACUCGAGGUCCAUGUCGUCGUGGAGAUCCACGUUUCUUACGUACCAUGGUGUGAAGUCAAAAUGAGUAUCCAUUAUUAAACGGCCGUCUGGUGUAGUGGUAAGUGAGAUGGUCACUACACAAGAGGGUUGCGGGUUCGAAUCCCGCCAAGGGAAGAUAUUUGUAUGAUAAAUAUAAAUGUCUUUUCCAGGGUUAUGAAUGUAUAUUAAAUAUAUGUAUGUGUAUAAUAAAAAUCUUACAUUUCGGUUAUCUGGUACCUGUAACACAAGUUCUUUACGAACUUAUCACGGGACCAGUUAACGUGGCGUGAUUGUUAGUAAAUAUUUAUUUAUUAUUUAUUUAAAGCCGCAAUAGGCCGUAACUGUCACGUACCAAAAGUUUUAGCAAAUAAAAGACGAUGAGUGACGAGAUAGCCUACCAUUACUACCAACUAAUUUCCCGAAGAAAUAGUAUUCACAAUCUACACGUUUUCUAACUUCAGUCUCGAAUACAUUUUAACUCUGGUUUGUCGAUUUGAAGCUCCAACUUGAACAAAACUGACAUGACGUGAGGCUGGUACUGGGAAGUUUGUUUUACGCCAGUUUAUGGAAUUGGGACAAAAAGAUCAAGUGCACAGGAAAGCUUAAUAAAAAAGUCUAAAAGUUUACGCAUUAACACAAAAUAAAAAAAAGAUGUGUGGUGUUGUGGGACACCGGAUAGGAACGAAGUUCCUUAUUAUAAAAAUAAUAAUUUUAAGUUCUAUUCGAGGUAUAAAGACAAUAAUUAUUCGGGUAUACAUUUUUUAUUAUGAUUUUUUUUUGUAAAAAAAUAAAAUAAAUACUACUUUACAAAGUUA
Bombyx mori (domestic silkworm) is the source of this 2949-nucleotide messenger RNA. Its product is annotated as ATP-sensitive inward rectifier potassium channel 12. Gene Ontology annotation, cellular component: plasma membrane. Gene Ontology annotation, molecular function: inward rectifier potassium channel activity. The transcript is spliced from 3 exons. NCBI's taxonomy places the organism in Eukaryota, Metazoa, Arthropoda, Insecta, Lepidoptera, Bombycidae. The record is from RefSeq and is a predicted model, not a curated record. The coding region runs from base 195 to 1340 and encodes 381 amino acids. Gene Ontology annotation, biological process: potassium ion import across plasma membrane; regulation of monoatomic ion transmembrane transport.